Messenger RNA from Patiria miniata (bat star), 1974 nucleotides. RefSeq lists its product as uncharacterized. Lineage: Eukaryota; Metazoa; Echinodermata; Asteroidea; Valvatida; Asterinidae. The transcript is spliced from 2 exons. The coding region runs from base 311 to 1207 and encodes 298 amino acids. Gene Ontology annotation, molecular function: acetyltransferase activity. The record is from RefSeq and is a predicted model, not a curated record.
AGGCCGGAGUCUAUCGACACGAUACUGUACAUGUAUUUGCACGUUUGACCAUUGCGAAAUUGUUUGCCCGGCAGACACGUUCUACUAUUGUUCACGGCAUUGACCUCUUAUAGGCCGAUAUGUUCGUAGUACACUUUACACUUAGUUCAUGGGUGAUAUAGCUAGUAUAUUUACCGUAUGCAUGCACCGGGUCAUGCUACGGCAGACGGAUCGCUGUGUCAUUUGUCUUAGAACGAAAAGCUGAGGUUUGUCUCUCGAGCAAGCUAGCAUUCAACCAUCGUAGAGUAUCAUCCGGCCGUUCAAUCCAGAAAUGGCGUACAAUCUUAGCUCAACCGAGGUGACCCAGUUCCUUGAGUGCGUCCUGCAGAUACAGUCACCAAUGGAAAGUUUGGCCAGAGAUCGGGUCAGCUUCCUGCGUGACCUCAUCGCUGCCUUCCUGUCCAAGAUUCCCUACCAGAGUGUGACGUCGAUCGCCACGCCCAAACCAGAAAGACGCAGGUUGACCUUCCAAGAGAUCAAGUUCGACAUGAUGACUCGGAGGGGUGGUCUGUGCUACGAGAUGAACUCCUUCAUGAAGUUGCUCUUGGAGAAGCUAGGAUUCGAGGUUUACCACAUUGGAUGCACCAGCUUCGGAAAAACGAACAAUCAUCUGGCAAUAGUGGUCAAGAAUCUAAGUCGACCGGGCGACCUGCAUCUGGUAGACGUUGGCUGCGGGCAUCCCACGUUUGAACUAGUCCCACUGGACUUUGAUAAGGAAUCUCCCUUGUACAAGACAAGCUUUCUGGUUCAUAAGUUCGUGAAGGAUGCCGAUGGCAGCUUCCGAUGGAUGCACAAAUCGUACCGGGACUUCGACGGCCCAUCGGUAAUUGUCGUCGACGGUUGGUACAUGUUCAUGAAGUUCAAAUUGGAGUUCCGGGAUAUCGAGUUCUUUUUCCCCCACAUGGAGAUCGUCCAUACUGUGGAGAUCGGCCCCGAGGCCUUGUCAAUCAUGUUGGUCCAAUUGAAGGCAGUAGACUACCGCAACGGGAAGCUACUUGCCAUCACCGGCACGUCCAACUUGGAGGAAGACGCCAGCGGUAAGGUCAACAAGAAGCGCAUAACGUCCCCUCAAGAGUUGCUGGAGGCGUACAGGGUCCACUUUCCACAGUUUCCCGUGGAGACUGUACAACAGGCCAUACAGACUGUCAACCUCAAAUUUGAAAAAUAACUUGGUGAAUCAAGUUUCGGACUUGUUACAACGUUAACACAUAUCAAUACAAAUGAAUACAGUUAAUCUGUUUAUUUACUUACAAGCUUACAAGGUUCACUUUCCGCAGUUUCCGGUAGAGACUGUACAGCAGGCUAAACAGCAGGUCACUCUCAAAUUUCAAAAAUAGUUCUGGAAACUGAGUUCAUAACAUCGAUUAAAACAGGUGUGCAGUCAGAGUUUAAAAUUGGAUUGAAAUGCAAUGUCUGAGUUUAUAUUAUUUAUCCAUGAUUAUUUCUCCUGCCACGCGCCAUCUAAUUUAUAAAUACUACAUUCUUUAUUACUUCGCGGGAAAACUUUUGGUCAUAAUUAUUCUGUUCUGAUAAAGGAGUCUAUUAAUCACCUCAAAAAUUCUUGGUUGGUGCUCUCGCAACGUAAAUAUGUCCCGGUUAGUUUUACACCACCCAGCCAUAUGGUUGCGAAGGGCGAUUUCCAAAGGUUACGUAACACUUUAUUUUGAAUGAAACUACAUGUACACAGACAUGUUGACGUUGGCGAGUGAAAUAUUUGUAAAUUAACUUCUCCCGUUUGAAAGACCGUAUCUUAUUGCAACUUUCAGGAUUUAUUUCCCCUAUAAUGAUCCAAGUAUGUGCUAAAAGUCGUUGUGAUAUGUUUAUUACUUUUCGUUGAAAUUGGAAAAAAAGGCCUCUUCGAAAUUCCUUGGAGAUGGUUGCAGGUUUAACACUAGCGUCCGCAACAACAGAUUUCGCUGAAUUUCGGAAUAUACU